AUGGGUUUAAUCAAUACUAGUGGUGGAGGGAAGGGAUGGAAUCCCAUUCUUCCUUCCUGUAUACUAAAGAACAAAUUCUUUCUCGCGUCAUUUUUCUCCUUGGUUGAAUCAGAAAUGUCACAAGAAUACCCAUACCCUUCUCACGUGCAUGCAGCUAGCUUUGUUUCAGUCAAGCUGUCCAGUAAAACCAAUUAUUCUAUGUGGGAGGAACAGAUGAUGUGCCUUCUGGAGAGCCACGAUAUGCUCGGUUUCAUUGAUGGAACAAUAAAGAAAGAGAAGUAUAGGGGAUGGAAUAGGUCGGACAAACUUGUCAAAGGAUGGAUUUUUGGUUCAUUAAGUGAAGAUGUGAUGGCUACUGUUCUUGGCCUCGACACAGCCAACAACGUGUGGGAGAAGCUACGGACUACUUACAGUAUUUAUGCCUCUCCUAACACCACCAGAAACAUAGAUAAGACAGAUCACCUCCCACUAUGUAGAGCUAUUAUGAGGGGCGACUGGGAGGAAGCUGGAGAAAUUUUUAACAGGGACAAAGAUGCAUUGACAGUUAAACUCAAUGUUGAAGGCCAUAGCGCACUCCACAUUGCGAUUGAUGCAUGUAAACAUAUCCAGUUUGUUGAGAAUCUCCUGAAGGAGAUAAACCCAGAAUCUCUUCUAGCUUUGGUGACCUGUCAUAAGGAAAAUGCACUGCACCGUGCUGCAAUGGUUGACAACGUCAAGGCUGCAAAGAUGUUGGUGGAGAAAAACCCAUAUUUGUUAUUCAGUCUUGACAAUAUGAACAACAUGCCUAUCCAUAGAGCUAUCAUCGGUUCUCACGAAACCACAUUUCAGUAUAUGCUUGAUGCCUGUAUGCGUCAUAUAACGCUUUCCCAAGAAGAUGGAUAUCACAAUCCCUUUGAGGGAAGACAUGGUGUACGGCUUCUUACUAAUGUAAUCAAUGCGGGGCUUUUGGAUGUUGCAUACGAUUUGAUCAAGAAGUACCCUGUCAUGGCUACGAAAAAGGUUGGGCCUUACAUACCCUUGUUGUCUAUUGCGAGAAAAGGGGACUUGUAUUUUAGUGGAACCCGAUACAACUUCUACCAAAAAUUUGUUUAUGCUAAUCUACCAACAGGUAACAAUGACUUAAGUGGUACAAACAAGAUUCAAGAUAUUGAGAACCAAAACACUUAUAAUGGCAACUUUGAGACCAAUGGCUGGAAGACCUACUUCUAUUAUGGCGUUUAUUUUUAUUAG
Molecule: messenger RNA, 1230 nt
Organism: Lactuca virosa
Lineage: Eukaryota; Viridiplantae; Streptophyta; Magnoliopsida; Asterales; Asteraceae
Source: the annotation of a GenBank genome assembly